This is a messenger RNA of Thamnophis sirtalis, 2124 nucleotides long. Lineage: Eukaryota; Metazoa; Chordata; Lepidosauria; Squamata; Natricidae. The record is from RefSeq and is a predicted model, not a curated record.
GCCCAUGGCCUCUGAAGAUCUUGCAGGCCAGUUGCCAAAUCUAUAUGUCAGACAGAACUCCUCAAAUGCAGUAUCUCUAGAAUUUGAUCCUGAUGUCAACUAUCAGUUUGUGGAAACCUUAGAUGAACGAUACAAAUGUACACGCUGUCACCUAGUCCUCCAUAAUCCUCAUCAAACAGGAUGUGGACAUAGAUUUUGCCAGAAUUGCAUUGAUUCUUUGAGGUAUGAAAGGCUUCUUUUUCUUACAAUAUUUGUGCAAAUUCAUGCUGUUUUCAAAGAUAAUUGCUGCAAAAGAGAAGUACUCAAUUUGCAAGUGUUUUGUAAAAAUUCACCAGCCUGCACUGCAAAGUUAUGUCUCGGACGAUACCAGGAUCACCUGCAACAGUGUUUGUUUGAAACUGUGCAGUGUACUAAUGAAGGCUGUAAUGAAAAAAAUGUUCUGAAGGAUUUAAAAGAACACCUUAUUCAGCAAUGUAACUUUCGAAAAGAACAGUGCCAGUACUGUAAACACCCUGUGAUAUCAGUUAAUUUAAAGACCCAUAGGGAAGUAGAUUGCCCAGAUUAUCCCUGGAUUUGUCCCUAUGGCUGCAUGCAGAUGAUUCUGAUGAAAGAGGCAGAAGAUCAUGUUUUGGUAUGUCCUGAAAUGGAAAUUGAUUGUCCAUAUAAAAUGUGUGGCUGUCCUAAAAAGAUUAAAAGAAGCAAGCUUUUAGAACACGAGGAUAUCUUCUUGAGAGAACAUAUGCUACACAUUGUAGAUAAGAACUCAAAGUUGGAAGAUCAGAUUUCAGAUCUUUAUAAGAGCCUUAAAUAUAAAGAGUUAAAAAUCUUGCAACUGUCAGAUAUGAUUAAAAAUUGUGAGAGAGAAUUCAGAGAGUUAUCUCAGCUAUUUUGCAAAAACAGCAACCUGCUGACAAGCACUCAGACUUUGGCCAUUCACAUUGAUAAAAAUAUCUUCCUGGAAACACAAGUAAGACAGCUGGUACAAAAGACAAAUCAGCAGCAAAGCAAACUGGACCCGAGAACACUACUGGACACCAUUGAUAACCUAAAGCAGAAAGUUGCUCUUCUUGAAUCAUAUGAACAACGUCUAGAAGACUUGGCUACCCAACAAGAUGUUGUCUUCAGAAUGCACGGGACACAACUUAACAAAAAUGAAGAACGGUUCAAGAUUUUGGAAGGAGCAAGUUACAAUGGAAAAUUGAUCUGGAAAAUUAUGGACUACAAAAUUAAGAAGAAAGAAGCUAUAGAAGGGCACAGCUUCUCCUUAUUUAGUCAACCUUUUUAUACCAGCCGCUGUGGAUAUAGAUUAUCUGCCAGAGCAUAUUUAAAUGGAGAUGGCACAGGACGGGGAACUCAUGUUUCAUUGUAUUUUGUAGUGAUGAGAGGAGAAUUUGAUGCAUUAUUAUCAUGGCCUUUCAAACAAAAGGUUACACUUAUGCUUUUGGAUCAAAGUGGAAAGAAAAAACAUAUAUGUGAAACUUUCAAAGCUGAUCCUAACAGCAUCAGCUUCAAAAGGCCAGGAGGAGAAAUGAAUGUGGCUUCUGGAUGUCCUCGGUUUGUUGCACACUCUGUGUUGGAAAAUGCAAAAAACAUCUACAUCAAAGAUGAUACACUCUUUCUGAAAGUAAUGGUAGAUUUGACUGAUCUUGAGGAAUUAUGAGAAUAUCCACUAUAAAACAUUAGAGUGAACACUUUUAUGCUCUCUGGAUUCUUUCAAACUGAUGAAAGUUGCUCUGUGGUCUACCAAGCUGUUUUUUUGUAGAGUUUUGAAAGACUGUUGUAUUUUUUUGUACUUUUAAAAUGUCAUGUUAAUAGUUCUGUGAAUUAUGAACAUCCAGCAAAAGUUGAUCUUGUUAUUAUUAUGCUCUGUUACUGUUUCAGUUUAAUAACUGAGAAAGCUUUAAAUGGUUAUGUUAUGGCAUCGUCAAUGUUGACUCUUAUGACCACAGAUAGAUCUUCUCCAGGACAAUCUGAGCCAACCUGGUUCUUCAUGUCUCAAUGAUGUGCCACUGCUUCUCAGUGCAACAGCAUAUCUCCAGUCCAUUACAUUCUGGUUGACAAUUAGAUAUUUACAAAAUAAUUUUGAAUUAAACCAAAUACUAAAAGUCUCUACUAUUUACUCUA